CUCUAUGAUUUUUAGCCGACGUACUCGAUGCAACAAGCUAAUUACAUAAACGUGUUGGGUUCUCGUUGAAGAAAGCCAGAUCAUGAAGGCUGCUUUAGUAUCUUGACAGCCUGUAACCUUGCUGCAUCUGAUUCAAUUCACCCAGAACAAAGCUGUCAUCCCGACGCUUUGUCCCCUCCUGUCUGCAGAAGAAACCGAACAUUUUCGCUGUCUACAUUAUGCAGAGAAAGAGGCUACACGCUGACGUAGUCAGAUUUGGAAAGAAGUAACAUGGAUGUUUCUCUGAUGUGCUGUUGAAAAAGUUCUCUGUGAAGGAAGCUUCAUCUGAAAAGCUGAUAUUCAUGAGAAAGCAGUACCAUACCUGCUCACUGUUGAAUUUUGUACGGGUUGGCUUGUCUUUUUUUAAUACAAAAUGGAAACCCUUUCCCAAGACUCUGUUUUGGAAUGUCAGAUUUGCUUCAAUUAUUUCAGUCUUCGGCGCAGACCAAAACUCCUAGAUUGCAAGCACACGUGCUGCUCUGUGUGUCUCACUCAGAUGAGGACCAGUCAAAAACAGAUUAGAUGCCCAUGGUGCCGAGGGGUCACCAAGCUGCGAGCAGGAUUCUCUAUCUCUCAGCUUCCAGAUGAUCCAGAUAUUAUCACCGUCAUUGCCAUCCCACAUGCCUCGGAACACACCCCGGUCUUCAUCAGGCUGCCUAGCAACGGUUGCUACACGCUGCCCCUCCCCAUAGCCAUGGAAAGAGCUCUAUUGCCCCGAGACUUGGGUUGCCACUUGUUGCCAGGCAGCCAGCAAAAGGGAGUCACUGUGGUAACAGUUCCCCAGCAGCAGCAGCAGCAGCUCUUGCAGGACGGGCCAGGCCCUGACAGUGAAGAAGAGGAGUCAGAGAGGCAGAGAGGUGUGAAAAGUUCCACCUGGUCUGGGGUUUGCACUGUGAUACUGGUAGCCUGUAUUCUUCUGUUUCUGCUUGGCAUCGUCUUGCAUAACAUGUCCUGCAUUUCAAAGCGGUUUACGGUUAUCUCCUGUGGCUGAGGCUCAGCUUGAAAGAAAGGCUCGAUGUGUGCGCAUGAUAACCUGGGUGGGGGCUGAAGUGACUGUAUUGGGACUUCACUGUAAAGAGUAGUUUACGCAACCCAUUGCUAAGGAUUCACAAGCACUGGGCUGCAGAUAUUAGCACAGGAACCCAACCUAAGAAAGUAAAACACAGAAUGUGCUUAAGAAGGCAUCUGGAUUUAACUUUCAUUCCAUUCAGGUCUUGCAGUGGUGGAGAACAUUGCAUGCAUCAUUGCAAACCUGCCAUGCCUAUAAUGAACAGUAGUGCAAAACAAUCAUCAUACUGUAAAUGUCAGAAAUACAAAAAUAAAAAAAAUGUCCUGUGUUGGAGAUGCAGUAUAAAAUAUCUAGAUGCAGUUUCCCUUGUAAUUGGUGCGGCAGUAUCUAAAUAUUUAGAAUCAGUUUCAAUUAAGGUGCUGUGCUUUAGGGAUAAAUAAAUGCUGAUUAAUGUGAAUUUUCUUCCCAUUCCUAGACAAACAAAAGUUGCUAUUGAUGUUGCUAAAGCUUACAUUGUUACAUGUACUGCAUUACAGUAUACAUUGGUAGGAUGUCAUGUAUUAAAAAGGGAUCACAAUAAUAUAUCAAUACCAGCAUUUUAGGUGCAAGCACAUAUCUUUACUUAAAAGCAAUGUAACCUUAUAACCAAUGUUCAGUUUUUGGUGCAAUAACAUUUUUACUUGGCAUUGUUUUCUCUCUGUCGGAUUAGAUUCUAGAGAAAUGUGUGUUCAUAGAAUAAAAAGAGAGUGCAAAGAAAGAUGGUUUGCUUUAAUGAUGUGAUCCUGCCUGACUGCAUGCAGAUCAUCUGUGCAUUAAUGCAUUGUCAUUAGUAGCGUCUUCAGGAAGUCGAAGCACAACCGCCUUUGAUUCAGGAAACAACAUUGUUGAACCCAUUUCCUCUAUGUUGAACAGUUUCAGAUUUGGAUGGCUUUAUUUAGGACGAGGAACUGUAUUUUAUUGUUGACUUGACUUUAGCUGAGUUUUGUGUAAAGAAACAUGUACAUUUUAGCUGUUGGAAAGAUAAAGAAUACACAAAUCACAGUAAGAUUGGUGUAGUAGUGUUUCAACCCCAACUGCCAGCUGUUUUAUGUGUUUCGUCCUUUGUGUUGUGCCAAGUUUCUCCAGCAGUUAUUCAAUAUAAUUCCUGCAUAACUUCAAAAUAAAUCUUAAAAAAAUGGAAUCAAUAUACUGAUUUUCUUAUACGUGGUCUUUUUCAUUAUAUCAGUUAGGAAGAGAUGGCCACCCACUUCCUAAUUAAUAUAUAAAAGUAACACAUGUAGUUUUAAUCACUUGGAGGCACUUGCCAAAACAUUUGUCUACUUGAAUUAGUUUGGCCUUAUACGGUAUAAAAGCAAUGAAUUGUAUGAAAAAACAACAAACAAGGUUUGUGUAACUUGAAGAAAACUUGUAAAACAGAAGAUUGUGUGUAUUAUUAAUUUCAUUUUCCUGACAUAUUUAUCAAAAAAACAAUGAGCUGUCUCAGACAAAGCUCCCAGGGUUACAGUGCAUGGUAGAAGUAAACUGUGUUUUGAAAAGCGUAAGGGAGGGUCUUAAGAAGUGAUAUUGAUGUAUAACUAUGUAUCUCAGUGGCUAGAGGUUAGUAGUAUUGUCAUUUUGCAAGAAAUGCUGUUGUAUGAUAGGAGUGGGUUCUUUUUCCCCCCAUGUAUGUAGGUUUAUAGAAAUUAAGUAGCAUCCUGAUGUAAUUUAUAAAAUGCUGGGAAGUGUUUAAAAUAAUCCCCUGAUCCACUGGUAGCAAAGCCAUUUGCACAGAUUUGAUUGCUUGUUUAUAGUGAUUCGAAGCAAUACCCGUACUUGGCUGCCUGGUUUGAAAAUAAUUCAUGAUUAUUGAUGAUCUGAAUGAUGAUUAUGCCAAAGCUAGUUGGUAUUGGAACUAUGUAGCUCUGGAAUACG
Molecule: messenger RNA, 2959 nt
Organism: Polyodon spathula (Mississippi paddlefish)
Lineage: Eukaryota; Metazoa; Chordata; Actinopteri; Acipenseriformes; Polyodontidae
Product: E3 ubiquitin-protein ligase RNF152-like
Exons: 2
Coding region: 413-1030 (205 amino acids)
Molecular function (GO): ubiquitin protein ligase activity
Source: RefSeq, a predicted model, not a curated record